Anisakis simplex (herring worm) is the source of this 927-nucleotide messenger RNA. NCBI's taxonomy places the organism in Eukaryota, Metazoa, Nematoda, Chromadorea, Rhabditida, Anisakidae. The record is from the annotation of a GenBank genome assembly.
AUGGUCGAGGAUAGGGAGACGUUUAACCCAUGGUUGGUCGUGAAUACAGAACGCAUAAAGCUUGAGAAACUUCAAGCCGAAAUUGCACUGCGCAUGCAAAGCUAUCGUGUAUUGCCCUUUUUCAUGGCGUCCGCAGUCGUGUGUACAGUCAUUUUAGCAUGCACUAUUGCGCUCGUUCAAGUAUCAAAUCUGCAAAAGAAUGAUCACCAUGUACGUAAAUCUAAAGAACGUUUCCGCAAGAUGUGGAUUUAUGAGACAACACGAGAGGAAGCAUCAUCGUGCAUCGCAGAUCUCGAUUUCACUUAUGCUGAAGCCAGACCGGCACUGAUUUGUCGUUAUGCUGCAAUUCAGUCGAAUGAAACUCAACUGCCACAGAACUCGUGUACUGAACCGAGCGUUCUCAACAGUACGGUGAGUCUAACAGCGGCUGCAUCAACGACAACUGUGACCGCAGCACCAUUAUCAAGCCACACAUCGUUACAAACCGAGAAUCAAAAAGUAAAACCGGAAACAAAAGUUUCUCAUGAACAUGUGAAACGACUACCCAGAUGGACCAUGCACAUCCAGAUUUUGUGCAACGGUGUUCUGCUUCUUGAAGCGAUUCUCGUUGGUUUAAUGAGUGGAUUUGUUGGUGAUUCAAUUGGGCUGAUCGAUGAAUUCUGUCAACUGGAUAUGAUCGCUUGUCAACGGGCUUGUUAUGAAGGUCGUCUACCAGAAGUGUUACGCACCAUUGCAUAUCAACUGCAUUCGGAUGUUCGAAAUGCUUUGGGAGUGUACGCGUCACAUCUUUCAGAUGAACGCACGAAUUUUCAGUAUACAUUUGUGAUAAUCUAUAUGACAUGCAUUCUCUCAUGCGCUUAUAUACUGGCGUCGCUGUGGUCGUCGGUGAGAUUUGGCCAUGAAACUGCUGCUGACGGUCGAGGUUAG